Messenger RNA from Ictalurus punctatus (channel catfish), 279 nucleotides. RefSeq names its product kelch-like protein 10. The coding region runs from base 1 to 225 and encodes 74 amino acids. The record is from RefSeq and is a predicted model, not a curated record. NCBI's taxonomy places the organism in Eukaryota, Metazoa, Chordata, Actinopteri, Siluriformes, Ictaluridae. Gene Ontology annotation, molecular function: DNA-binding transcription factor activity, RNA polymerase II-specific; protein binding; RNA polymerase II cis-regulatory region sequence-specific DNA binding. The transcript is spliced from 2 exons. Gene Ontology annotation, biological process: regulation of transcription by RNA polymerase II.
AUGAGUAAACAGGAAGAAGAGAAGGGAAUGCAGAGGAAGGUGGACGGGAUGUCUUGCAACAUCAUCAAUGAGCUGCGGUUAGAGAAGAAGCUCUGUGAUGUAGUCAUCAUGGUGGAUGGCACCGAGUUCCACGUGCACAAGAACAUCCUGUGCGGCUGCAGCCCAUACUUCAUGGUUCUCUUUACCAAAGGCUGGUACCCUCCUGAUAAGCUCAGUUGGGUGUAGAGUGAGGCUUUUCCUGAUGAUAUUUGGCUGUAGUUCUACCCGAACUUGUGCUUU